UUUGUUUAGAUUUUUUGAAAGGUUUUGAGGGAUUCUAAUUUGUAAGAGAACAGGGGUCGGUCGGAAAUACGAAACUGUUGGAACUCGGAAAUGGUUUAUCUGAAAUCGGAAAUUUAAAAACAAAAUUCCGACCGACCCCUGGUAACAGGUACUCAAUGAUGAAGCGUGGAAGGUGAUGGACAUGUGAAGAUUAGAAUUGAAAUGGAGUUUGGUAGCUCUUGUUAAGUAGUUUUGUUCGCAACAUUUAGUACGUAUUUCCACUUAUUGUAGUGCUAAUCCUGUCAUUUACUAUAAGAAAAUAGGGCUAAGAGGGAAUCAAAUUACUAAUAAAUUGAGUAUAAAUAUUUAUAAGAUGCGCGCAAAUAAUGCUGAAAAAAAUUUUUGUGAAGAGUGGAAAGAAUUUUUUAUGCGCUACUGUAGACUAGGUUGUGUUUUAAUUAGUUUUUGUUCUUGUUUUAGAGAGAGUUUGCUUGUGGAGAAAAUUAAAAGAAAUCCUCCAGAAAAUUCCUCAAACAUCUUCCAUUGUUGGAGAAAAUCCUGCAGGCAUUUCUGA
Messenger RNA from Meloidogyne enterolobii, 553 nucleotides. Lineage: Eukaryota; Metazoa; Nematoda; Chromadorea; Rhabditida; Meloidogynidae. The record is from the annotation of a GenBank genome assembly.